GGCUGGAAAUGCUAGUGUGUCAAUGAACUAGAUAAUAAUCCGGAUCGAGAAGCGCCCGAAGAACGCCUGCCAUCGGCACGAAGAUGGGCUCCGGUGCCUCGCACGAGAGCGCCACGGCCGCCGUCGCGGCCGGCGUCUCCGAGGACGAAGUAGCUGCCCACCUCGCCUCCCUGGACAAGAAGCCAUGCACAAUCUACUACAGUCCCUUCAGCAACAACUCCAUGGGGGCCGCGAUGACGGCGACGGCGUGCGGCUGCGCCGAGCUCAAACUCGUGGACCUCGCCGGCGAGCAAAAAUCGGACGCGUACCUCGCCAUCAACCCCUACGGCCAGGUUCCCGGCCUCACCGACGACAGCAACGGCCUGAAACUCGGCGAGAGCCACGCGAUCCUAAGGUACCUCGCCACGCAGUACAAGCCGUCUUUGUAUCCUGGUAAUCCAGCGAGCCGAGCUAGGAUUGACAUGUGCAUGGACAACUUCACCAAUUAUGUGUUCUUGAAAUGCUACAACGGCUCGAUCAAUUGCGUGAUCGGCGAGUUGCUUGGGCUCGACGCCUGGCCCUACCCGGCCGAUCAAGCCGCGGCGAAUGCCGAAUUCGUCGCGGCGUUGGACAAGUGGGCGGGCCUCUACCUCGCGUCAGGCCCGUUUGUCUGCGGCGAGGAACUGACCAUCGCCGACUAUAGGGCUGUGGGCCUACUCUAUACGAUCAUGCAACCCAAGAUCAAGGAAAAGACGGGCUUCGUGCCGCCAGACAACGUCGCAUCAUACGUGAGCGCCGUCCUCGCGAAGGACCCCGCGGCCGCGGUCCUGCUCACGGAGAACACGGGGAAGUUCCUCGCGUGACCGUGUUCUUACUAAAAGUCUUUGUUAGCUGCG
This is a messenger RNA of Pelagomonas calceolata, 875 nucleotides long. NCBI's taxonomy places the organism in Eukaryota, Pelagophyceae, Pelagomonadales, Pelagomonadaceae. The record is from the annotation of a GenBank genome assembly.